Pectinophora gossypiella (pink bollworm) is the source of this 2803-nucleotide messenger RNA. It is a transcript of the gene CKIalpha, whose product is annotated as casein kinase I. The coding region runs from base 231 to 1253 and encodes 340 amino acids. NCBI's taxonomy places the organism in Eukaryota, Metazoa, Arthropoda, Insecta, Lepidoptera, Gelechiidae. The record is from RefSeq and is a predicted model, not a curated record. Gene Ontology annotation, cellular component: cytoplasm; nucleus. Gene Ontology annotation, molecular function: protein serine/threonine kinase activity; ATP binding. The transcript has 9 exons. Gene Ontology annotation, biological process: negative regulation of canonical Wnt signaling pathway; peptidyl-serine phosphorylation; signal transduction.
AAGUAUGCAACACUCAGCACUGCCACUGUGACGUCACGUAAAAUAGGCUGACGACAUCUUUCUAGAUUUCGCAAUAAAAUGAUUUUCCGUGGUUUUUCAUAGUGAUUCUACAUCAUAUUGUGUUUUAGAACAAUCGUAGACGCUAAAUUACGAAAGUGUUGUGUUAUUUUCGCUGACUGCGAUGGAUUUCUUAUAAUUUUUGUGACAACGAGUGAUGAAGGCAAAAGAAAAUGGCUACCUUCGAACGCAUGUUGUUAGCCAGAAAACAAGUAAUUGUAAAUGGUAAAUACAACAUUAUUCGCAAGAUCGGAGGCGGGAGCUUCGGAGACAUCUUCUUAGCAAUAAAUAUCAACGAUGGGGAGGAGGUAGCGGUGAAAGUAGAGUCGAUAAAGGCGCGGCACCCACAACUUCUCUAUGAGAGCAGAGUGUAUAAGAUGCUCCAAGGGGGCAUCGGCAUACCACACAUAAGAUGGUUCGGCUACGAAAAGGAACACAACAUCUUGGUGAUGGACCUUCUAGGUCCAUCGCUCGAGGACCUGUUCAACUUCUGCUCGCGCCAGUUCACCAUCAAGACCGUGCUCAUGCUGGCAGACCAAAUGCUGGGCCGCGUGGAGUUCAUCCACUGCAAGUGCUUCAUCCACCGCGACAUCAAGCCGGACAACUUCCUGAUGGGCAUCGGCCGGCACUGCAACAAGCUGUACAUGAUCGACUUCGGCCUCGCCAAGAAGUUCCGCGACCUGCGGUCGCGCGCGCACAUCUCGUACCGCGAGGACAAGAACCUUACCGGUACGGCGCGUUACGCGUCGAUCAACGCGCAUCUCGGUAUCGAGCAGUCGCGGCGCGAUGACAUGGAGUCCCUCGGCUAUGUACUUAUGUAUUUUAACAGAGGGUCGUUGCCGUGGCAAGGGCUGAAGGCCAUCACCAAGAAGCAGAAGUAUGAACGAAUCAGCGAGAAAAAGAUGUCUUCGCCUGUCGAAGUCCUUUGCAAGGGUUUCCCGGCGGAGUUUGCGAUGUACCUAAACUACUGCCGCGGCCUCACCUUCGACGAGGCGCCAGACUACAUGUAUCUCAGACAGUUGUUCCGCAUCCUGUUCCGCACGAUGAACUACCAGUACGACUACACGUUCGACUGGACCAUCCUGCGGCAACGCAAGCAGCACAUGGAGGCGGGCGCCGCGCCGCCCGACCGCCGCUCGCCCUCCGUGCAGCGCCGCGCCGCGCAGCCGCCGCAGCCGCCGCCCAACAACGAGUGAAAGAGAUUACGACGUUCGGCAGCGGCGGGCGGCCCUCUGAAGAAGCGAGCGCGAUAGCGUCGGCCCAGCGCGUGUGUCCCGCCCGCACGUCGUCAACGUCAACAUCUUACGUCAUUACGUCAAAGUGGAGCUCUCAGUGCGACGUCAAGAUUCGCAUCGGAAGAGCAGACUGGACAUUACAGCAUGUGACCGGAUAUAAAACAUUUGUCCACUCCGAUAUUUGUUCUGAUUCUGUAGUACCCAUAGUGUCUACUAGUUUUGUUUGUAUAGUGAUAUUUGAUAACGCGUAAUGUCCGAUCUCCUAGUCCAAUGUGAACCUGGCCUAAGGACUAGCUUUUUUUCUAUUACAGAGGCCUUUUAAGUUUAAUCGUGAGAAAUAACGCGGCAGCCAUACCGGUUGUUUUUUUAUUAAAAAAAAAUACUUCGGUGACUAACUUUUCCGUGGUUAGACGCGGACGCUAGAGAUUUUUUUUUUACUUGUAUUAUAGUUUGAUAAAGCUGUGUAAGUUCAUCAGGAAAGCAUUUGCAAUAAGACAAUUGUAAGAAAUCUAUACAUUAUUCAGUUAGAUUAUCUCGAUGUUUAUUAUUGAUAGUUUGUUGGUUUACUUAGUUUAACGAUAUAAGUUCUCCUAAUUAGCUAGUGUUUACAUUCAUUUUAAUUGAUUAAAAUUAGAGCCGGAUGUUUCAGCGAUUUUCAUGGAAUAACGCAAAAUGUAGCUGAAAUGUACCGGCGGUGUCGACGCGAUGUAACACAAUAUUGGCUAAAAACGUUCAUUAAAAAUUACUGAUAAAACUAAUUAUUAAUAGGUUUCUGUAUUAAAAAAGAAAAAUCUAAUUAAAAAAUCGAAAAAAAAAGAGUAGCUUAAGUGAAACUGAUUUCAGUUUCUUUGGAUCGUGCCGGCCGAGGGCGCAGAAUAGAGUAAGGCUUAUUUUUUUUUUAUUUUACUAUAUUUUUUUGGCAACACGACACGAAAUUGUACAUAAAAUUCACUGCGGUCGGUGUGGUCCAAAGAUAUUGGUACAUAUGUAUCGUAUAUUUUAAAAUAAUUGUAAAUAUGAAACAGUGUUCAUUUUAACUGUUAUUUUUUUAAGAACACGCAGAAUUUGGUUUGUCUGUAACGGCCGGUUGCUCAAGACAUUGCUCACGACGCGAACGUUAACGUAACAGACAUAAAAAUAAACUAUUAUGAACUGAGUAUCAUUACUGUAACUCAUUAGGAUAUUACGUGCUAAUAGCGGGUGAAUGUCUUGAGGAACUGAAUGAAUAAGAGAUAUACAAUAAGAAAUGGAAAUAACGUUUGCAUGGGGAAGAGUGGUUGAGAGCGAGGUAGUGUCAAAUGGGGACAAACUGCACACGACAGAUAACGGACAAUCAAUGGAAUUAGCUUUUUCUUUGUGAUAUAAAGGAUCUCAAGUCAGAACUUAGUAUAUCAACGCCUUAACCCUGGGAACUGAGAAAUAGACAACUGACAAUUUGUCCCCAAUUGAAUGAGUAAACUCAUUGUACUGCACUUUUAAUUAUAAAUUAAUAAAUAAUAAUAAACAAGUAA